AUUUAUAAUACUAAUACUAACCUAAAAGUGAAAUCUCAUCUGUACAAUACAUUGCACAUUCUACAUUAUUUGUAAAUUUUGUACGUAGAUCCUGUGGUUUUGUGUUUUCUGUUAUCUUAUUGUGAUCAUAAUGGAAGAAGAGGAAGAUCAAGAUACUACGAAUUUUCUAACACCAGCACUUUAUAUGGAGCCUUUGCCAAAAGAUUACAGGCCCGGGACAGGUCCGGUAACCGACGGGUUUGAGUAUUUGAAACGUGUAAGGUACGAAGCAUUAACGACUCCGAUUGUUUCUUUUCCUGAACAGCAAUUCCGUAGUAUCAAAAUUGACGACGGUGCGUCGGCUUCAUAUUUGCCAUUCACUGCAGAAAAGGUUUCUGCUACAUAUAUGCCACUCACUUCAGAAAAAGUUACUGUGUGUGAUGAAACAUUUCUACCGUCACUUGAAUGGCAAAAUGAGCAAGUGGCAGACUUUUCAGAUCUUCGUCAUGCUAUUGCAAUAAGAAGAGAAGAUGAGAAAACGCAUGGUACAAAUGUAAAAGAAGUUUUUCCAGAGAAACACAGUGAACAAGCUUGGUUUGAAAUAUGUAUCAAGGAACCUAUCAAACCAAAAAAAUUCCAAUAUCAUGCUGGAAUCGGUAAACAUUGUUAUAAAGAGCCGUUAUUGUCGUUUCUUUUGUCAAUGUCUCAAGACACUCUUCUCAGUCUUCUGGAAAAUUUUGUCCUGUGGAUAAAUGAAGGACAUACAUCUGUUCAGUUGAGUGGAAGAUGGAUCUACUGUAUAUUUUCCGUUUUGGAAGUUCCAUUGAUUCCAGAAAUGUGCUCCGCUUUGCGUGAACUCUGUAAAUUGGCUGCUAAAGAAAGGUCAAUACUAGAAGAACAUGAAAGUCGUACUGUGAAUACACUCAAUCUUAUCAUUUGUUUAGUCGGACGCUACUUUUCACAAACCGACCUAGCCGAUUGACUCAUAACUUCAAUCAUUUUUCCAACACUAACAGUUUUUUAUUCAUAAGUAGCAUUUUUUCAUAAGUGUGUUAGUAGCCUACGGUAUGCUAUUUUAGAUACUUUUUUGUGAGAUUUGAGGUUUACUUUGGUUUUUUAUAAAAUAAAAUUACUUUUUUGAAUGGAAA
Molecule: messenger RNA, 1127 nt
Organism: Nilaparvata lugens (brown planthopper)
Lineage: Eukaryota; Metazoa; Arthropoda; Insecta; Hemiptera; Delphacidae
Product: gem-associated protein 2-like
Exons: 1
Coding region: 131-961 (276 amino acids)
Biological process (GO): spliceosomal complex assembly; spliceosomal snRNP assembly
Cellular component (GO): spliceosomal complex; nucleus; SMN complex
Source: RefSeq, a predicted model, not a curated record